AUGCAUGGGGCUCUGGGGCGUGCUGUGACUAGCCAGGAGUUCAGGAAAGGGGCCCCAGAAGGCCACCAGCUGAAUAGGAGUCCACAGUGUUAUGUGGAAAAAGCCAAUGCAAUCUUGGACAACGUAUGCAAUGAACGGCAUAGCCAGACUGAGCUGAUUCCUGUCAUCCCCCCUGAAACCCCCUGUGACCCCAAAUUCCUAGAAUGGUGCCUUCUCGGGGGCAGAGCUUCCCUGCUUGUGGCAGUUUCCCGUUCAGGACCACGGCUCACCCCUCGCUUGAUUUGCCUUUCUCUCUCUUCCACCCCUUCCCAGGUGCUCGAUGCCGGUAACCUGGUGGUCAUGCCGGGCGUCGUGGACUCUCACGUGCACAUCAACGAGCCGGGACGCACGGCCUGGGAGGGAUUCCACUCGGCGACCAGGGCCGCCGCCGCCGGGGGCAUCACCACCCUGGUAGACAUGCCGCUGAACUGCCAGCCCCCGACCACCACCUUGGACAACUUCCACAGCAAGCUCAGGGCGGCCAGGAGACAGUGCCACGUGGACGUGGCCUUCUGGGGUGGGCUGGUCCCUGGGAACGCUGAUGAGCUCAGACCCAUGAUGGCGGCCGGCGUGCCGGGCUUUAAAUGCUUCAUGAUUGACAGCGGGGUGAAGGAAUUCCCCCAUGUCAGCGUCCGGGAUCUGCACGCGGCCAUGAGGGAGCUGCAGGGGACAGACUGUGUGCUUCUGUUCCACGCAGAGGAGGACCUUUUCUCCCUUCGUUCUCUGUGUGCAGAACCCUCGGAGUACGGCACCUUCUUAGCAUCCCGCCCCGACGAGAUGGAGGUCAAGGCCAUCCGGACCAUCUGUGAGCUGUGUCUCCAGUAUAAGGUGAGGUGCCACAUCGUUCACCUGUCGAGUGCCCAGGCCCUGCCAGUCAUCCAGGAGGCCAGGAGGAAGGGGGCACCGCUCACCGUGGAGACCACCCACCACUAUCUCUCCCUGGAGGCUUCGGGGGUGCCCACCGGAGGCACCCAGUACAAGUGCUGUCCCCCAAUCAGGAGCAAGAAGAAUCAGGAUCAGCUGUGGGCGGCCCUCCAGAAGGGGGACAUUGACCUGGUGGUCUCGGACCACUCGCCCUGCACGGCAGACCUGAAGCUCUUGGACAGUGGCGACUUCCUGCGGGCCUGGGGCGGCAUUUCCUCCUUGCAGUUCGGACUCCCCCUUUUCUGGACCUCGGCCAGACUCAGAGGCUUCGCCCUUCCUGACGUGGUCAGGUUCAUGUGCAAGAAUCCGGCCAAACUCAGCGGGCUGGAGACACACAAGGGGUCCCUGAGCCCGGGGCAAGAUGCUGACCUGGUGAUCUGGGAUCCGGACAAGGAGCUGGAGGUCAAUGAGAGAAUGAUUCAGCACAAAAACAAGCUGACGCCCUAUCUAGGCUUCCGCCUUCUCGGAGAGGUUUUCGCCACCGUGGUCCGCGGCCACCUGGUUUACCUGAACGGGGAGUUCUCGCCGACGCCACGUGGGAAUCUGCUUCUGGUGGAAAAUGAUAAACUCGGGGGGAAAAACAGCAUCUGCUAGCUUUGCCAGGGCUCCGCUCGGGUGCCUCCUCCUCCAGGAAGCCCUCCCUGGCGCCGCAGGCCUCACUCCCGGCACAAAUGUAACUUUGUACUCGGUAUAUUGUGAAUCGCGUUAUCUGCGUGCUCUUCCUCCGGCCUCACUCCUUGGGAGAAGAAGCUCCCUGAGAGCAAACGCUCGGUUUAUGCUUUGUGUCAUCCACACCUGGUAUCCUGCGGCGAUUAAUAAAUGCUCGCUGGGUCGCUUUGGACUGAA
Messenger RNA from Antechinus flavipes (yellow-footed antechinus), 1809 nucleotides. Its product is annotated as allantoinase, mitochondrial-like. The transcript is spliced from 12 exons. Gene Ontology annotation, cellular component: cytoplasm. Lineage: Eukaryota; Metazoa; Chordata; Mammalia; Dasyuromorphia; Dasyuridae. Gene Ontology annotation, molecular function: allantoinase activity; cobalt ion binding; zinc ion binding. Gene Ontology annotation, biological process: purine nucleobase catabolic process; allantoin catabolic process. Bases 1 to 1557 code for a protein of 518 amino acids. The record is from RefSeq and is a predicted model, not a curated record.